Molecule: messenger RNA, 1134 nt
Organism: Stereum hirsutum FP-91666 SS1
Lineage: Eukaryota; Fungi; Basidiomycota; Agaricomycetes; Russulales; Stereaceae
Product: NAD-P-binding protein
Exons: 5
Coding region: 242-1069 (275 amino acids)
Source: RefSeq, a predicted model, not a curated record
AACAUCUUCACCCAGAAUUUCUCAAUUUCUCAAUAGAUCAUUCUCCCCAAUUGUAACAUCGAGUCCCAAUAUUUUGCGGUGAGAUACAUGGAUACCUCGGAUGAGUUUGCUGAGGAUCCUUGACAGAAUACUUGUCAAAUACUUGUUAUGACUCGGUCACUUGUUCAAAAGCCUGAGAGUGGUCGCUGGUAUCUUCCGCCGUUGAUUAUCUCCUUUCGACCCCUUCGAGUGUGUCUAUCCCAUGGAUCUUGAUUUGCGCGGCGUGCAUGUUCUCGUCACUGGCGCGGGUGGCGGUAUAGGACUCGAAGCAACUCGCAUCUUCCUUGAGCAAGGCGCAAACGUUACAGCCCACUACCGCUCUUCCGAUGCGACGCUCCUCCCCCUUUUCGCCACCUAUGGCCUCACCCGCAUCCGUCUCGUACAAGCCGACCUCUCUUCGGAGCCCGCAGUCAUCUCCCUCUUCUCCUCAAAGAAUAUCGAAAGCUUUGGGCCUGUCGAAAUAGCCGUUGUGAACCACGGGGCGUACGUCGAUAAGCAUGUUUUCGUGAAAGAUAUGUCGCUGGCGCAGUGGGAGAAGACAAUGAGUAACAACUUGACGUCCUCCUUCUUGGUCGUGAGGGAGUAUCUUAAAGGGCUUGAGAAAGGUAUUAGUGUGAGUGCUGGGAUGGGUACGAGGUUUGGGGACAGGGCGGCGAUCACGCUGGUGGGAAGCACGGCGGGGAAGUUUGGAGAGGCGAGGCAUACAGAUUAUUCGGCUAGUAAAAGUGCGAUGAUGUACGGCUUCACGAUGUCGCUCAAGAAUGAGAUAGUCAAGAUCGCUCCUCGGGGACGAGUCAAUUGUGUUGCACCUGGAUGGACGAAGACGCCAAUGGCAGCUGCGGGGAUGAAGGAUCCAACCCAAGUCGGCAUGGCGCUAGCGACGACACCGCUCAAGAAGAUCGCUGAGCCCGCAGAUGUCGCGAAUCAGAUCGUGUUGCUGUCAUCAGCCAAGGUAUCAGGCCAUGUUACUGGGCAAUGCGUGAUGGUCGAAGGAGGAAUGGAGGGAAGGUUGUUGAACCCACCAGCUUAGACCAGUUCGAUUCCAACAUGUCCUAUGUAAAUAUUGGGGUAUUGAGGUAUCUGGUCGUGCGUUUU